CUUAGCUUGUGUGUAUGUUUUUUUUUUUUUUUUUUAAGAAAUGUCACCGAACAUUUAGCAGUUGGUGAACUUUUCCACAGCUCGUGGCUGACGGUGUGAGACCGGAGAGAGCCACAGUCGGUUAGCCGUUAGCUCUGUCAGUCCGCGGAUUUAGACGUCAGUGCCAACAUGGCAGCAGGUAACCAGGGUCCAGCCUCUGCAGGUGAGGACAAGAGCUCUUCUCGCAGACAGACUGAAGCUAACAGAAAGUUGAAGUACAUCAGUUUGACCGUUUUGGUGAUCCAGAAUGCCUCGCUCAUCCUCAGCAUCCGUUACGUACGGACGUUGCCGGGAGACCGCUUCUUUACUACGUCCGCUGUGGUCAUGGCCGAGGUUCUGAAGGUCUUCACCUGCCUCAUCAUCAUCCUGGUCCAGAAAAGAGGAAGUAUCAGGGAUUUUGUGGCCUUGCUGUAUGACUCUAUAGUGGUGCAGUAUUGGGACACGCUGAAGUUGGCGGUUCCAUCGCUUAUCUACACGCUGCAGAACAAUCUGCAGUAUGUGGCCAUCUCGAAUUUACCAGCCGCCACGUUUCAGGUAACAUAUCAGCUGAAGAUUUUAACGACAGCGCUCUUCUCCGUGCUCAUGCUGAGAAAAAGCCUGUCCCGCGUCCAGUGGAUCUCUCUGCUCCUCUUGUUCGCCGGCGUGGCCAUCGUCCAGGUGGAGCAGGACGGCAGCAAGAAGAAGGAGGCCAUCGCAUCGGCCACCUCCCAGAGCUACGUGAAGGGCCUGCUGGCCGUGGUGGUGUCGUGCCUGUCGUCGGGCUUCGCGGGCGUUUACUUCGAGAAGAUCCUAAAAGGCAGCAGCGCCUCACUAUGGCUCCGCAACGUGCAGCUGGGGCUCUUUGGGACGUUCAUGGGCCUGAUCGGGCUCUGGUGGAACGACGGCGCGCAAAUCGCCGAGAAGGGCUUCCUUUUCGGCUACACGCCCAUGGUGUGGGGCGUGAUCUUCAACCAGGCGUUCGGCGGCCUCCUGGUGGCCGUCGUGGUCAAAUACGCCGAUAACAUCCUCAAGGGCUUCGCCACAUCCUUCUCCAUUGUAGUGUCCACGGUCACGUCUGUCUACCUCUUCGGCUUCCACGUAGACAUCCUGUUCACUCUCGGCGCCGGCCUCGUCAUCGGCGCUGUCUACAUGUACAGUCUACCCAAAGCCGCGGCUCCGCCCACCGGCGCCGGCUCCUUCCCUUCCAACUCCUCCUCCUCCUCCUCUUCUUCUUCCUCGCAGACGGACGGGUUCCUUCCAAAGAGCCAGGAAAAGGAGAAAGGAAGCUGAAAGAUGAUGAUUGGAGCAGGACCAUAAGGGUGCAUUUCUUAAACUUUUUACCGAACAGAGAUUUCUUUCUGGAGCACUACAGAUGAUUGUUCUCCAACAUUUACUCGAUUUUUAACAUUUUAAAUUUACAACGUACUGUUAGUUUUUUAUGUGAUGUGACUUGUGUAAGUAUCCGCCCCUUGAAUUGUUCCAUGUUUUUUUACAAUUUGAUUAUUUAUCACAAUUUUAUUAUUAUUAUUAUUAUUAUUAUUAUUAUUAUUAUUAUUUUUAUCGUUGAUCCGGUUUAGGUUAAAACACUAAAAGUGACUAAUUGUGAACGUUUAAAAGAAUGGGAUGAAUACUUUUUUCAAGUCAUUGCACACUGUUCUUGGGGAGGAGAGAACAGUUUAUUUUUAGAUACUAGAUUACCACCAUGUAUUUUAACAUUAUAUUUUCCCUCAUGCUUGUUUCUGCCUUUAGCAAGGAUCUUUACCUCCAGUGGUGGAGAGCCAGCAUCCAGCUCAGUUCAAUUAUUAUUCCGCUCAAACAAAGCAGACACUAACUAAAACUAAUUUGCUAGUUACUUACCAGUUGAAUGUGUUGAGAUGUAAGUGGAUUACAAGCUUUGCUGGACUCUGGUGUGUGUGAAAAUGUUUGUGUAAUAGAAAAUAAUGUAUUGUAUCUUUUUUUAACGCAGUAAUGAUUUCUGUGUGAAAACCCGAGAAUCAAAAUAUUCACCUACUAAUUAUGGGAGCAUUAUUAUUUGCUCCUAUUUUUUUUAUAUUAAUGCUAAUGACAUAACACUGACAAAAGUGGAAUUUAAUACAGAGUGAGACAAAACUAUUUUUAAAACUCUAAUCUUUUUAAAAAAACCCAUCUUUUAUGAUUGCAUACAUUAUACAUCAACUUGGACAUAUAUUAUUCUGUACUGUAUAUCUUUAUACUAUGUAUAUUUUUGUUUAUGUCGUUUAAAGGUUUUUCCUGUUUUUUUUUUUUUUAUAACACUAAGCUGCCUUACCUGACUAAAUAUGUGUAGUGGAAGUUAAUAUACAUGACGAGGCAUAAAUGGUACAGUCAAAUAUUUAUUAUUAUAUAUUUUUUAGUUUCCGUUACAUUUCCGUGAGUAACCUGUAGAUGGAGCCAAAAACUUGUUUGUAACUUGUUUUAACAACACAGGAAUAAAAAGCUGUGAACGCUUGCUUCCUAACUUAAUAAAG
This is a messenger RNA of Clarias gariepinus (North African catfish), 2504 nucleotides long. RefSeq names its product solute carrier family 35 member 2 (gene slc35a2). The record is from RefSeq and is a predicted model, not a curated record. Gene Ontology annotation, biological process: pyrimidine nucleotide-sugar transmembrane transport. The transcript has 5 exons. Gene Ontology annotation, cellular component: Golgi membrane. NCBI's taxonomy places the organism in Eukaryota, Metazoa, Chordata, Actinopteri, Siluriformes, Clariidae. The coding region runs from base 169 to 1308 and encodes 379 amino acids. Gene Ontology annotation, molecular function: UDP-galactose transmembrane transporter activity.